UGGCUGGGCGGGCGAGGGGCGGUGCCAGGCUGCGGGUCCUCUUUCAAAUGACGCCGAGCGGCUGGCCUGGGUGCAGACUGCGGAGCUGGGAGGCUGGAGAGUGAUCAUGCCAGGACUCCUAGUUCGCAUGUUCUCUCUGCUGCUGGUGCCGCUGCUUCUGGCCUCUGCGGACGGCCUGUUCAAUGCCUCCCUUAAGACAUUCAAGAUUGACUAUAGCCGGGACCGUUUCCUCAAGGAUGGCCAGCCAUUUCGCUACAUCUCAGGAAGUAUUCACUACUCCCGCUUGCCCCGAUUCUACUGGAAGGAUCGGCUGCUGAAGAUGAAGAUGGCUGGGCUGAAUGCCAUCCAGACGUAUGUACCCUGGAACUUCCACGAGCCCCAGCCAGGGAAGUACCAGUUUUCUGAGGACCAUGAUGUGGAAUAUUUUAUUCAGCUGGCACAUGAACUGGGACUGCUAGUUAUCCUAAGGCCUGGGCCCUACAUCUGUGCGGAGUGGGACAUGGGAGGAUUACCUGCUUGGCUGUUAGAGAAAGAAUCUAUGAUUCUCCGCUCUUCUGACCCAGAUUACCUUGCAGCUGUGGACAAGUGGUUGGGGGUUCUUCUGCCCAAAAUGAAGCCUCUCCUUUAUCAGAACGGAGGGCCGAUUAUAUCAGUGCAGGUUGAAAAUGAAUACGGCAGCUACUUUACCUGUGAUCACGACUACAUGCGUUUCCUGCUGAAGCGCUUCCGCUACUACCUGGGCGAUGAUGUCGUGCUGUUCACUACUGAUGGGAUAUUUGAAAAAUACCUGAACUGUGGGGCCCUGCAGGGCCUCUAUGCCACAGUGGACUUUGGAACAGGUGUCAACAUCACAGCUGCUUUCAAACUCCAGAGGAAGUCUGAGCCCAAAGGACCCUUGAUCAAUUCUGAAUUCUAUACUGGCUGGUUAGACCACUGGGGUCAACCUCACUCGACAGUGAAGACUGAAGACGUGGCUUUCUCCCUUUUUGAUAUACUUGCCCGUGGGGCGAGUGUGAACUUGUACAUGUUUACAGGUGGGACCAAUUUCGCCUAUUGGAAUGGGGCCAACAUACCCUAUUCAGCACAGCCCACCAGCUAUGACUAUGAUGCCCCCUUGAGCGAGGCUGGGGACCUUACUGAGAAGUAUUUUGCUCUGCGAUCAGUUAUCCAGAAGUUUAAAGAAACACCAGAAGGUCCUAUCCCUCCAUCCACACCAAAGUUUGCGUAUGGAAAAGUCGCUUUGAAGAAGUUAAAGACGGUGGAGGCAGCUCUGGAUAUUCUGUGUCCCUCUGGGCCCAUAAAAAGCCUUUAUCCCUUGAAAUUUGUCCAGUUGAAACAGUAUUUUGGGUUUGUGCUAUACCGAACAACACUUCCUCGAGAUUGCAACACCCCAACACCUCUCUCUUCACCCUUCAAUGGAGUCCAUGAUCGGGCCUACGUCUCUGUGGAUGGGGUUCCCCAGGGAAUCCUUGCGCGAAGCACCGUGCUCUCUCUGAACAUAACAGGGAAGGCUGGAGCCACUCUGGACCUUCUGGUGGAGAACAUGGGACGUGUGAACUAUGGCAAAUAUAUCAAAGAUUUUAAGGGCUUGGUUUCUAACCUGACCCUUGGUUCCAGUAUCCUCAUGGGCUGGAUGAUGUUCCCGCUGAACACUGAGGAUGCAGUGCGCAGCCAACUGGGGCACUGGGGGGGCGAGGAUGUCAGGCAGCAUGGUAAAGCCCCCAGCUCAUCUAACUACACGCUCCCAGCCUUUUAUGUGGGGAACUUCUCCAUUUACAGUGGGAUCCCAGACUUGCCCCAGGACACCUUUAUCCAGUUUCCUGGAUGGAGCAAGGGUCAGGUGUGGAUUAAUGGCUUUAACCUUGGCCGCUAUUGGCCAACACAGGGCCCCCAGAUGACCUUGUUUGUGCCACAGCACAUCCUGACAACCUCGGCCCCUAACACCGUCAUAGUGCUGGAACUGGAGCAUGCUCCCUGUCAAGACAAUGACACAGAACCGUGUACUGUGGCUUUCGUGGACAAGCCGGUAAUCAGCGGAACUAUGGCCCACAGUCUUCCCCUUAAGCCUGUCUAAUGAAGACUCAUGGUUGGACCACGUGUUGACAAAAGCCUGUAG
This is a messenger RNA of Otolemur garnettii (small-eared galago), 2116 nucleotides long. RefSeq names its product galactosidase beta 1 (gene GLB1). The record is from RefSeq and is a predicted model, not a curated record. Gene Ontology annotation, cellular component: vacuole. The transcript has 16 exons. Gene Ontology annotation, biological process: carbohydrate metabolic process. Lineage: Eukaryota; Metazoa; Chordata; Mammalia; Primates; Galagidae. Gene Ontology annotation, molecular function: beta-galactosidase activity.